Molecule: messenger RNA, 1501 nt
Organism: Mycena citricolor
Lineage: Eukaryota; Fungi; Basidiomycota; Agaricomycetes; Agaricales; Mycenaceae
Source: the annotation of a GenBank genome assembly
UUCGCCACUACUUCCUGAAGCGUAGAUUAGGAUGCGCCUGUGGAACUUGUUCUGACGAAGGGCUCCCAUCUAGGACGCAUUUCGGUUUGGUUGGCGACACUACGUUCUAACCCGACUCGAUGUCCAUGAAUUUUGAUCAUCCCAGCAACGGCGAAACGGUCUAUUCUUCAAAGCUCAGGGACAGUCCGUCCGACUUCAUCCUGUCUUCGGCUUAUUCUCAGUGCCAUCUUUCUUCCUACCGUGGCUACUGCGAUGCUGUGAGGACCAUACAUCUAUUGCUGUCACAGUCGAAGCACUUUCUGUGCAAAAUUCCGGCGCGCCGUCGAUUUCAAUCGUACCGUCGCGUUCUUCCCGUCCGCAUCGGAUCCGCUUUCGACUCGAUAACGUCUUGUGCAAAGGAUGUGUCUCCAUUGGUCGACACGAAACCUCGCGGAAAAUUGUGGCGAUAACUCUACUUGGACGUUCUCAUCGGUCUCUGCGAGCGACCUGCACUUUGAUUUGGUCCGCGGCAAGAUCGGGCUUGAUCGAGAUCGAUGUUCCUCAACUGGUUGGAGACCUUGCUACGAUGGUGAUUGCGCUGAAGGUGACGGGAACAUGGAGUGCUUCGAGUAUGAUAGCUACGAAGACGAUGAAGAUGAAUAAUAGACGGAUUGUAGUAAGUAGGUGUAUUAUAUGUUCACAACUCAAUGAAGCAGAUUCAGGCAAGUCACGUGCACAGCUUCUGGUCUUUUUCAAUUUGGCAUCCAUGUUCUCGCCUUUCGACCUGCCUAUUGGAAUUCUAUUGCUCGUAACCGAUCAACUCUCCUCUCCUGCGGAUUUCUUUGUGUAUCGCACAUUCUUGGAGCAUCUGAAAGGAGUCACCACUGCGCAGCCGAAGAAAGCUAUACUGCUCUCCGUAUCGGAGGAUAUUGCGCGAUGGAAGGCUAUUGCGGCCAAAUCCAACUUGAAUUUGGACCAGCAGAUAGCUUCAGGCUCGCUAGUCGUCAUUGAUCCACCACCACUUCUGCCUAUCCUCAACUCUGUUCUGACCUCCAUGGGGUUUGUUGGUGGCUCGGAUCUACUGGUCAUCGUCGACGAUCUGGCCACGCUUGAUUGGCUGGGAUUCACCGUGCUCGAUAUCACCCGCUUCGUCCGCGCGCUUUAUGCGGCCUGCCGCAAGAUCAAUGCGACCCUGAUCGUCCGCCAGCAUGUCCUUACCCCAUCCGGGCCAGAACCACUGUUGGACGAUCUCUUUCGGUCCAUGUUCCAGCUUUGCAGUUACCAUUUAGAGGUUCUGCCACUGUCUAGUGGGAAGAGCGGCUCUGUGAGCGGACAAGUGCGUUCUCCUCGGGUCCGACUCUUUUCGUAUGAUAAUGACCGAGGAAAGGUGGCUCUACACGCUGGACCUGGGACAUCUUCGCUCGGUGUGAAACUCCUAUCCAGAAACUCGGCUCUGCAGUACAAGCUUACGGACAACAACGCUUCAUUCUUUGAGCGCGGAACGAGUGCCGGGGUUCUUUAA